This is a messenger RNA of Nerophis ophidion (straightnose pipefish), 1989 nucleotides long. It is a transcript of the gene slc25a44a, whose product is annotated as solute carrier family 25 member 44a. Bases 326 to 1279 code for a protein of 317 amino acids. Lineage: Eukaryota; Metazoa; Chordata; Actinopteri; Syngnathiformes; Syngnathidae. Gene Ontology annotation, biological process: transmembrane transport; branched-chain amino acid catabolic process. The record is from RefSeq and is a predicted model, not a curated record. The transcript is spliced from 4 exons. Gene Ontology annotation, cellular component: mitochondrion. Gene Ontology annotation, molecular function: branched-chain amino acid transmembrane transporter activity.
AUAGUCUUGUGAUCGAAGUGUUAGUGGGGUUUUUUUACCGCAAGAAAAAAAUAUGAUGUGGGAAAAAAAACACAAAAAUAACAAGCAGCUCCUCGAUGACCUUUCACCUUUGAUUAGCAAACAGGGAAGCAGCAGUCAUGGACGGAAGGAGACAUGACCCACCAUCGUACUGCACUGCAGGCCGGAUGACAGAGUGAGACGUCAAGCAGGAGAGAUCCGACACACCAGGCCUCUAAACGGUUGUGAUGGUGCUCGAGGGUGGAGGACCUCAGACGUGAGGCUUUAGGGGUGCAGCAGUGCGGCCCUGGCACGGCCGGACAACACCAUGCAGCAAAAAGGAGCCAUCCGGAUUAUCGAAUGGGAGGACCUGGACAAGAGGAAGUUCUACUCCCUGGGCCUGCUCAUGACAUUGACAACGCGGGCCACCGUGUACCCUGCCAGCCUCAUCCGCACCCGGCUGCAGGUGCAGAAGGGCAAGACUCUCUACUCGGGCACGGCGGACGCCUUCUGCAAGAUCCUGCGAAGCGAGGGCGUGCGGGGCCUCUACCGCGGCUUCAUGGUCAACACCUUCACGCUGCUCUCGGGCCAGGCGUACAUCACCACCUACGAGCUGGCGCGCAAGUACGUGUCCCAGUACUCGGCCAGCAACACGCUCAAGUCGGUGGUGGCGGGCGGGGCGGCGUCCCUGGUGGCGCAGACCAUCACGGUGCCUAUAGACGUGGUAUCGCAGCACCUGAUGAUGCAAGGGCAGAGCGAGCACAUGACUCGCUUCAGGGCCAAACCCAAAAUGAUGCUGAGCACCACAAAACGCAGACUCACUUUUGGGCAGACCAGGGAGAUUUCGGUACAAAUCUUUGCGGCGGAUGGCUUGAGGGGCUUCUACAGGGGCUACGUGGCUUCGCUGCUCACCUACAUCCCAAACAGUGCCCUCUGGUGGCCUUUUUAUCACUUUUACACAGAAAAGCUGUCUUUGAUCGCACCCAGCGAGUGCCCCCACCUCAUUCUGCAAGGGUUGGCAGGUCCCAUGGCUGCUGCCACCGCCUCCACCAUCACCAACCCCAUGGACGUUGUCCGAGCGAGGGUGCAGUUGGAAGGCCGCUCGUCGGUGGUGGAGACCUUCAAGCAGCUGCUGGCGGAGGAGGGCGUGUGGGCUAUGACCAAAGGGCUGUCGGCCCGCAUCAUCUCCGCCAUGCCUACGUCGGUGCUCAUCGUAGUGGGCUACGAGACCCUCAAGAGGCUCAGCCUCCGGGCAGACCUGGUCGACUCCAGGCACUGGUGAAGAGCCUCUCGCCGCAUUUUUACCUCAUCGCAGCGUUACCACUAGGCCAAGACACUGCCAAAAAUGUACAAACUUUAUUUUGAAAUCUCUUUAAAAAUGGACCGUAGAGUGAUUACAAACUGCUGUUCAUUAUAUGUGAGAUUUGCAACAUUAAGUGUUACAACUUUUUAGACGGCAGAACCUCCAUGUGGAUUUUUUUUUUUUUGUGCCAAAAUCUGCCUUGAGAGCACAGCAGAUGUCUAGUGUGCAUUCCAGUGACCAUACUUCAAAAAAAAAAAAAAAUAGAAUGCACCUGUGUAAAGACAAAAAUAUGUUUCAGGACACCUAAAUAGCAAAUUCACUGUUUUAUUAUAUGUGCUGCAGUUCUAUGAACUUUUUAAAUAUAUACUGUAUACACACACACACACAAACCUUCAUAUUUUGUUUGUGUCUAAUUUUUAUGACACAAAGCACCAACAAGUUAACGAGCCAGAACAAGAACCACAACAAAAACUGUCUUUCGUUAAAAACGCAAGGACGCUUUUCGGUGCCUGUUUGAACUGGAUUUAUUUUUUUUUAAAUAGCAGCACUUCAAUGAGGAGCAUUGAUGGACUGGUGCUGAGCUUCUCACUUAAAUCCACCGACUACCUACUGUACUGUAUUGUAUGCCUUUCUAGGAAUGUUUGCUGUAACUGUGGGUGAAUGACAUGAAUAAAACAAUCUGUACAGAG